CCUAGGGGCUCCUGAAAGAGGAAUUUAGACAGUUGACACCUGUGUUGACCUGGACCUGGAAUUCGUGAGCGCUUUCGUGUUGUACGGUUUGGGGAAAGUUAAACCGGGUGCAGCGGAAACCCGAUUGUCGUCACAGUAGUGCUUCUGGGAUUGCAGUUUUUCCCUAGUUGAUUAUUUUUUGCGCUACUACCCAAAUAAAACGUUUCGAAUUCCACGGAUCAGAUCAUAACUGGUGGUCGUGAGUGUCGUUUUGCUCGACUUUAGCCAGCCAGUGCUCUGUACAAUUGAAGAGAAGAAAAAAUAAAACCGAGAUAAAUUGUUCAGGGGUGCACUUUCAGUUUCGCUUUGCUGCGGCUCUGUUAUCGUUCGUAUUGUACGUAUUGCCUGGUAUCGAGUCAGUAAACCACUUACAACGAAUUGUUGGUGCAUAAAUGGAAGAAAAAAAUAAGCGGCUGCUGAAAGUUUCAUCUACCCAAUCAGCCUAACGCUGUAGUUCUGUUAUCUCAUACCAAGAGCGAACGAAAACAACAGAGAGAUCCACAACAACUGAACUGAUAUCCCCCAAGUUCAAAUCAAGAAGGGGAACACAGACCAAGUGCAGCCACUGAAACUCGGAACAGCCGUUCAGUUCAGAUUAUAGUUUUUUUUUUCCUUUCUGUGUUAUUGUGGUUUAGAUUUCGUUGAGCGAGGCUAAUAAAGUGCACAUUCGAUAAAAAAGUUCCGCCCACAGUAAUUCAAAUAAUUCGGUGCCAGUUUCCCGCAGAAGAAGUGCAAGAAGAAAACGAUAGUAUUUGCAACGGCCAAAGUGUUUUGUACUUGAACUAAUCGAGCGAUUUCUGAGGCCGAGAUCAAUCCCGACAGGAAAAGCGAAACCGGCAGUCAGUCAGUCAGUCACAGUUGGUUCCUUUGGAUUGUUACUUCUGAAGCAGUGAAUCGUUGUUGUUUGGGAUUAUAGUCGAGAAAGUUUGUUCCUGUGCUAAUUCAAUUGUGGACUAUCAAUCUUGGAAAGUGAGAAAAGGUCGUUCAUCCCGUUAACGGAAAUUUUGUUGGUGUUAUCGCGCGUCUCCCGGAUUCGAACUUGCAGAUUAUUGCAGAUCCAGCGUUCCCGAGCAUCAUGAGUCUUCGGCAAGCCAAAGGUGGGACAACAACAGGAGGAGGAGGAGGGUCUCAGAAAAAUACCACCGGAAGUAGUUCUACCCUCAGCAACUGCCUGCAGAUGAUUUGCAUUUCCCAGACUGUGAUAGUGGCCCUGGUGCUCGCACUUUUCCUGUCCCUGCCAGGCCAGAUUUCCAGCCUCGAGAAUGGCCUGGCCCGAACCCCGCCCAUGGGAUGGCUCUCCUGGGAACGGUUCCGGUGCAACACCGAUUGCGAGGGCGAUCCGGAGAAUUGCAUAAGCACAAGACGAAGAAGGAUGGAAAUAAAUACCGGCCAACACCAGGCAGCCAGCGAACCGAGCACUGUGCGUGUGAAUGUAGCAAAAGCAACAACAAAAACAUCCUUCUAAUUCAAUCCCUUCAAUUCAC
Uranotaenia lowii is the source of this 1523-nucleotide messenger RNA. Its product is annotated as alpha-galactosidase A-like. Gene Ontology annotation, molecular function: hydrolase activity, hydrolyzing O-glycosyl compounds. The transcript is spliced from 3 exons. The record is from RefSeq and is a predicted model, not a curated record. Gene Ontology annotation, biological process: carbohydrate metabolic process. NCBI's taxonomy places the organism in Eukaryota, Metazoa, Arthropoda, Insecta, Diptera, Culicidae. The coding region runs from base 1115 to 1504 and encodes 129 amino acids.